This is a messenger RNA of Castor canadensis (American beaver), 1198 nucleotides long. RefSeq names its product HD domain containing 3 (gene Hddc3). Gene Ontology annotation, molecular function: guanosine-3',5'-bis(diphosphate) 3'-diphosphatase activity. NCBI's taxonomy places the organism in Eukaryota, Metazoa, Chordata, Mammalia, Rodentia, Castoridae. The record is from RefSeq and is a predicted model, not a curated record.
CCGACGUCCCCAGCGCCACCCGCGCGAUGGGCUCGGAGGUAGCGCAGCUGCUGGAAGCCGCUGACUUCGCGGCUCGCAAGCACCGACAGCAGCGACGGAAGGACCCCGAAGGGACCCCCUACAUUAACCACCCCAUCGGUGUGGCUCGGAUCCUGACCCACGAGGCGGGCGUCACUGACAUUGCAGUGUUACAGGCUGCCCUGCUCCAUGACACAGUGGAAGACACAGACGCCACCCUGGAUGAGGUGGAGCUGCACUUUGGGGCACAGGUGCGGCGCCUGGUGGAGGAGGUAACAGAUGACAAGACUCUGCCCAAGUUGGAGAGAAAGCGGCAACAGGUGGAGCAGGCGCCCCACAGCAGCCCAGGGGCCAAGCUGGUGAAACUGGCAGACAAGCUGUACAAUCUGCGGGAUCUGAACCGCUGCACCCCCGAGGGAUGGUCCGAACAUCGAGUCCAGGAAUACUUCGAGUGGGCAGUGCAGGUGGUAAAGGGGCUUCAGGGAACAAACCAGCGACUGGAAGAGGCACUGAAGCAGCUGUUCAAGGAGCGGGGACUGACACUCUGAGCAGUGCCAGGAGCCACCCGGUGGCACAGAGUCCACCUGGCCCAGCCAGAUCCAGUUCUUACUCCCGCUUUUCAGUGCCUCCCCAUCGCCCUCCCUCCUUCACUGGGCCCAGAUAGCAGGCUAAAAAGCUCCUUCAUUUUCUCACUCUGGGUGUCUCACCAACUCAACUGAGAGCCCUGGUUGUGGGGUUCAGAUGUACCUCCAUCCAAAGCCCUUUUUCAAGAUUUGGAUGUGUUUGCUAUUGUGCAUGGGGGUGCCGUCUGGCCCCUCAGGGACUUGGGCUUGUAUAAACACUGGCUUUUAAGUCGUAUGGAAAAUAAAGAAUUUGGGGCACAGGUUCCAGUUGUUGCUGCCCCUCCUUCCCCGGCCUCCUGGGUAUGGGACCGGUAUGCGGGAUGCUUGCUUCCAACUGUGAGCCUCCCGCAUCAGCCCUCAGAUUGCGGGCCUCAACCCCUUCCUGAUCAGUGAGAUGGGUGUGUGAUUAUCACGGCGAGGGAGCCUGACACGUGGGCGCUCAAGAAACGGUUCCCUUAACAGAGUUGGAAGAGAUGACAGAUGUAUUGGAAAGCAGAGCCACCGCUCCUGACCGGUCCCUGGAGGGACACCCCCCCGCCCCCACAAGAUGACAUGGC